AUGAAUCCUGAAUACGAUUUCUUGUUCAAGCUGCUACUUAUUGGUGAUUCCGGUGUUGGUAAAUCAUGCUUACUAUUACGAUUUGCGGACGAUACCUAUACGGAGAGCUACAUUAGUACUAUUGGUGUGGAUUUUAAAAUUCGUACCAUUGAAUUAGAUGGUAAAACUAUCAAGCUUCAAAUUUGGGAUACCGCCGGACAAGAGCGUUUCCGUACCAUUACAUCAAGUUACUACCGUGGAGCUCAUGGUAUAAUUGUCGUUUACGAUGUAACAGAUCAGGUAUCUUUUAAUAAUGUAAAACAAUGGUUACAAGAAAUCGAUCGAUACGCUUGUGAGAAUGUAAACAAAUUGUUAGUUGGUAACAAGUGCGAUUUGACGUCUAAGAAAGUUAUAGACUAUGUAACAGCCAAGGAGUAUGCUGAUGCAUUGGAUAUUCCAUUUUUGGAAACUAGCGCCAAAAACGCUACUAAUGUAGAGCAAGCAUUUUUAACCAUGGCAGCCGAGAUCAAAAAGAGAAUGGGACCUUCUUCAGCAGCCUCUGCUCCCACCGGCAACGUGAAAAUCCAGUCGAAACCUGUAGCUGAUAAUAAGAGCGGAGGAUGCUGUUAA
This is a messenger RNA of Trichoplax adhaerens, 609 nucleotides long. Its product is annotated as GTP-binding protein o-rab1. NCBI's taxonomy places the organism in Eukaryota, Metazoa, Placozoa, Uniplacotomia, Trichoplacea, Trichoplacidae. Gene Ontology annotation, molecular function: GTP binding; GTPase activity. The transcript is spliced from 7 exons. The record is from RefSeq and is a predicted model, not a curated record. The coding region runs from base 1 to 609 and encodes 202 amino acids.